AUGGCCGACUCGGACGGCGAAUUCGUCGCCAACGCGUCCGACGACGAGCUCGUCGACCACCGGGUCACCGACGACGAGGGCGGCCCCUCCCGCAGCAAGGCCUCGCGGGCCAAGCGCAAAAAGGACCGGUACAGCGCGCAAGCGUGGGAACAGUCGCGGCGCACGUGGGAGACGAACCUGCCCGAAGAAGACCAGGAUGGCGUGCUCAGCCUCACGCUGCUGGAGGCCGAGAAGCGGAGGCGCCUGACGCGCGACACGACGCCGCUGCGGAGGGGCAUCAUCCGGCACCUGAUGCUGGUGCUCGACAUGUCGUUUGCCAUGGCCGACAAGGACCUGCUGCCCACGCGGUACCGGCUGACGGUCAGCUACGCCGUCGCCUUUGUGCGCGAGUUUUUCGAGCAGAACCCCAUAUCGCAGCUGGGCAUCGUGGGCAUGCGGGACGGCGUGGCCGUGCGCAUCAGCGACAUGGGCGGCAACCCGGCCGAGCAGAUUGAGCGCCUGAGGGCGGUCGAGGGGCAGGAGCCGCAGGGGAACCCGAGCUUGCAGAACGCGCUCGAGAUGUGCCGCGGCGCUCUGUUCCACGCGCCAUCUCACGGCACUCGAGAAGUCGUCAUCAUCUACGGGGCCCUGCUGUCCAGCGAUCCGGGCGACAUCCACGAGACGAUUGCCAGCCUGGUGGCGGACCGGAUUCGCGUGUCGGUCGUGGGCCUGUCGGCGCAGGUGGCCGUGUGCGCGGAGCUCUGCGCGCGCACCAACGCCGGCGACGAGUCGCAGUACGGCGUGGCCAUGGACGAGGUGCACCUGCGGGACCUGGUGCUGGCCAAGACGACGCCGCCGGCCACGCGGGCCGCCGAGCGCAGCGCCGCCAGCCUGCUGAUGAUGGGCUUCCCGUCGCGCACCCUCGCGCCCGGCGGCGCCAUCAGCCUCUGCGCCUGCCACAGCCGGCCCAUCCGCGAAGGCUACGCCUGCACCCGGUGCUCCGCCCGCGUGUGCCGCCUGCCCGCCGAGUGCCCGGCCUGCGGGCUGACGCUCAUCCUGUCCACCCACCUGGCCCGGUCGUACCACCACCUGUUCCCGCUGCGCAACUGGGCCGAGGUGCCGUGGCAGCAGGCCUCCCGGUCGGCCGCCUGCUUCGCCUGCCUGGCCGCGUUCCCGGGGCCGCCGCCCAAGAACGGCGCGGGCGCGGGCCAGCAGGACGGGGGGAAGCGCGCCAAGCCGGCCAACAACGGGGUCAGCGAGAGCGGCCGCUACGCAUGCGACGUGUGCGGCAACCACUUCUGCAUCGACUGCGACGUCUUUGCCCACCAGUUCGUGCACAACUGCCCGGGGUGCCAGAGCAGCGCGGCCGACGGCGCCAUGGACGUUGACGCGUGA
Messenger RNA from Ustilaginoidea virens, 1374 nucleotides. RefSeq lists its product as uncharacterized. The transcript is spliced from 2 exons. Gene Ontology annotation, biological process: regulation of transcription by RNA polymerase II; nucleotide-excision repair; DNA-templated transcription. The record is from RefSeq and is a predicted model, not a curated record. NCBI's taxonomy places the organism in Eukaryota, Fungi, Ascomycota, Sordariomycetes, Hypocreales, Clavicipitaceae. Gene Ontology annotation, cellular component: transcription factor TFIIH holo complex; transcription factor TFIIH core complex. Gene Ontology annotation, molecular function: zinc ion binding. Bases 1 to 1374 code for a protein of 457 amino acids.